Molecule: messenger RNA, 342 nt
Organism: Debaryomyces fabryi
Lineage: Eukaryota; Fungi; Ascomycota; Pichiomycetes; Serinales; Debaryomycetaceae
Exons: 1
Coding region: 1-342 (113 amino acids)
Cellular component (GO): cytoplasm
Molecular function (GO): electron-transferring-flavoprotein dehydrogenase activity; flavin adenine dinucleotide binding
Source: RefSeq, a predicted model, not a curated record
AUGAAUUCAUUUGUAAAUGCAAGUGAAUUUAAAAAGAAAGUUGAAAAAUCAGACAAGAUAUCGGUUAUUGGGACUGGUGCUGUGGGAAUUGAGAUUGCUGCUGAAAUAAAACACUAUUACCCAGAAAAAACUGUUAAUUUGAUUCAUCUAUAUUCGUUGUUUCCAACAGAACUACUUUAUGAAAAAUUCAAAGAAUAUGUUCAUUCAGCUUUGAAAGAUGCGGGAAUAAAUAUUUAUCUUGAAACUAGGAUUGAAGAAGAAUUAGCUGAUGGUAACUUAGCAACUGUUGAUGGCAGAAUUAUUGAAUCUCAAUUUAAUUAUUGGAGUAGUGGCAAAAAAUAA